This is a messenger RNA of Belonocnema kinseyi, 3140 nucleotides long. RefSeq names its product NAD-dependent protein deacetylase Sirt6 (gene Sirt6). The record is from RefSeq and is a predicted model, not a curated record. The coding region runs from base 311 to 1615 and encodes 434 amino acids. Gene Ontology annotation, molecular function: NAD+ binding. Lineage: Eukaryota; Metazoa; Arthropoda; Insecta; Hymenoptera; Cynipidae. The transcript has 7 exons.
CGUAGAGGCUAACAACGCUAAAGCCGCUGUUGGCUCGUUAAUCUCCCUCGGAAGGAAAGAAAUUAAUAAAAAAACAAACUACAAGUGUUUAUCUUUUGAUUGUUUACGCGCUCGUGUUUCGAAUUCCCGGUUUUCGGCAAGUUCCUGCAGUUUGUUUUACCCAAGGGGGAAGGACUUCCUGUCGCUUGCCGUUGUUAAUUCGAUAUCAUAAUUUGAAAAAUAAUAAAAGUAACAUAUCUGGCAUAAAGUGAAUUCAAAUAAUAGUGCUGAUAUCGCGCCCUGGGGAAAACUCGGGUAAAACUUGAGUGAAAUGUCAUGUACUUACGCGGAUGGCUUGUCGCCCUACGAGGACAAAGGCGUAUUAGGCUUAGAGGAGGAUUCCUCAUUUUUGCAGAAAUACGACACACAGGAAACACUUCGACUUAAGUGUGAUCUUCUUGCAGAUUGGAUUAAAGCUGCUCGGCAUGUUGUCGUUCACACAGGAGCUGGCAUUAGCACAGCUGCUGGAAUCCCUGAUUUUAGGGGUCCAAAUGGGGUAUGGACUUUGGAGAAAAAAGGCGAAAAACCCUCAAUGAGUGUCGCAUUUGACGAUGCAAUUCCAACAAAAAGUCACAUGGCAAUAAAAAAAUUAAUCGACGCCAAUAAAGUCAAGUACAUAGUAAGCCAAAAUAUCGACGGCUUACAUCUGAAAUCUGGCGUUGGCAGACACAACAUCGCAGAAUUACACGGAAACAUGUUUGUUGAGCAAUGCGACAAAUGUGGAAGACAAUUCAUCCGCAACUGUUCAACAAAAAGCGUUGGUAAAAAGUGUCUGGAAACUGUCUGCAGGUCAGGACAAAUUGGGGGUCGUCCUUGUCGGGGUAAAAUGCACGACACGAUUCUCGAUUGGGAACAUAAUUUACCCAACGACGAUCUUGCCCUCUCCGACCUUCACUCCAGUGUUGCUGAUUUGAGCAUAUGUUUGGGAUCAACGCUGCAAAUUAUUCCAAGUGGAAAUUUACCACUUUAUACUAAAAAGUACGGUGGCCGUCUUGUCAUUUGCAAUCUUCAACCAACAAAACACGACAAAAAAGCUGAUUUGAUCAUCAACGGAAAAAUCGACGACAUCAUGACAAGUGUGAUGAAAACUCUUGGUCUGGAGAUCCCGGAAUACAAAACCGAGCUAGACCCGACGCGAAAUACCGACGUUGACGCUCAGGAAAUGGACUGGACGAUACCGACAAGUCAAAUCAAAGAAAUGAAGAUUCUCUACAAAAAGGUAUGCACGCCUGUGAAACGAAAGCGAAAGACUUUCAUGUACGAGAGAGAUGACCCGAAGCCGGUCAAGAAGGAGAGGAAAGCAUUUUUGCCGAAGCCAGUUUUUAAAUUCACGCCGAAAUCGAUAAACGAACUGAAAGAACUAAAUCAGGAACAAGAGACAAAAGAGGAAAGUGCUGUAAUGCAGGAUUCAAACGCUAAUCAAAGUCACGAUUUGAAGGAAGAAGCGAUUAAAGAAGAGCCUACUAGUAGUAAUUGCGAUAUUAUCAAUUCCCUUGAAAAUACGGACGCAAGUAAUGCAUUUCGAGCUGAUGAAAGUAGCGACAUAAACGAUUUUCUGGAGAGUAACAUUAUAUAGUAGGAUGAUAGGGACGAAGUGCAUUUUUCCCAACUACAUUUUAGUACCUAGCAACAUGGUCGUAUUUAUAAACGCAUAUUUGUAAUUGUGAAUGAUUGAGUCAUAAAUAUUUAUCUAUAAAUUUAAUAUGAAUAUCUGUGCGAGAAAGAGAGAUAUUUAAACGAAUAGAACUUUGGUCGAAGCGAUUCUCAAAAAUAUAAAUACAGAGUGUCUAGUUGGCCGAAAAACCAAAGCCCGGAGCGGGAAAAUUUCGAAAAGAAUUAUGAUUCUAAAUGGAAUAGGAAAUUUUCCAAAAUAAUUAAGAUUCUAUGUUAGGACAUGGAAAUUUCAAGAAAAAAUGUAUUAUGAUCAGAGAGGGGGAAUGAAAAAUUGACCGGGAAUUUAAAAUCAUUUGUCUGGUAGACACUCUGAAAUGUUAUGCAAUUUAAAAUUAGAUGAUUGCUAAUUCCAAUUUUUGGACAAACUACCUCUCGUUGCUAUCGGUCGAAUACACUAACGAAACUUUGUUCUAUACACGGAAAAAGGCCUGGAAAAAUAGUAUCUCGCGCUUGUUGUUCAGAUCAUCGCUCUGGAAAUUCGCUAAGAUUGAUGAAAUAUGUAGAAUAAUUGGACAAGUCUCUUGUCACUUUUUCAGAAACAAGAAACAAAUGUACCAAAAUUUGGAAAGCGUAUUUUAAUUGUGUGUAGUGUACCUAGUGUUAAAUGUUUCAGUAGGUAUACAUUGCAAUAAUUGAAAUUAACACUUUGGGCUUUUGCCGUAUAGUUCCUCGUUGUUUCCUCUGAAAAUUCCUAACCAGAUGUUUCAGCACCGAACAUUUGAAUCGGUGCAGAGGUCAUUUUCUAAUCUUGCAAAUGACUGGUGAAUGCAAAACUCGUUGCACUCUUCAGUGCAAAAGAGAAAGUUUUGUUUUUUCGUGAUUCGAAAGUGACCUUCGUGCAAUUAAUCGUAGAGUUGAAAGGGGUGGAUUAUUGUCGUAUUUUACAAGUGCAUUUGGUAAUUUCAUUGCUUUUUUCUUCCUUGAUAUUUUUGUUUCCUUCGUGUAUGUAAUACUAGUAAAUUUUUACAAUAAGCUAAAUGAAAACCAAAUUACAUGAUUAGAGAAUAAUUUAAAUAUAAUUAUAAUUGCAGUCGGUAAUCAAGCAAAAUCCAAGUAAGAAAGAUUAAAAUUUACCAAAUGCAUCUGGCGUAGUUCAAGCAAGAUCAAGUCAAAUAAAGAUAUUAAGGAUAUCUUACUACUUGCGUUGAAGCUAAUAGUUAAGCAAGUAUUUGUAAGUCGUUUCUGUUUGGUUUCCAUGGAGAAAACAGUUAUGCCAAUCUAUUAUUCAUUACAUUGCUCCUAUUUAGUAUCUGUCUACUACCCAUCUGCUUUUUUGUAAUUUAUCAUUUAUAUGUAAGUCGAUUCGCGCAAGUCCUAUCUUUAAUCCACAGCGCAUAUUUAAAAUUUUUAAACUAUCGUGCCAUAGUUCUUUUACAUGUUUGACUUUUUGUAAUAAGAAUUGAAAUAAAUUGGUUAAAUCAGUUUAA